Molecule: messenger RNA, 439 nt
Organism: Aspergillus nidulans FGSC A4
Lineage: Eukaryota; Fungi; Ascomycota; Eurotiomycetes; Eurotiales; Aspergillaceae
Exons: 4
Coding region: 60-296 (78 amino acids)
Cellular component (GO): nucleus
Molecular function (GO): protein heterodimerization activity
Source: RefSeq, a predicted model, not a curated record
UCAAGAUACUCCAGGACAUAAUCCUUGCUCGAGUCAAAGGGCCUUCUGACGCCAGGAGAAUGACCGCCACCCAGAAGCUCUAUCCCCGUGCGACCGUGAAGCGGAUAGUCAAGGCUCAUGCAAACCGCAGCUUGAGCAAGAACGCAGAUAUCUUGAUAUUCCUCGAUUACAUGCUCUUCAUGCAGGAGCUGAUGCGUGAAGCUUCAAUUCGAUCGCAUAAGGCUGGCGAAAAGAGUAUCAGUCCGAACUCUGUUCGCAAAGUGACGGAGAAAACGCUACGGAAGUUCAAAGGAUGAUUGAGAAUCGAUUCCCUUGCAAUAGACGCUUGCACAGAAUUACGCAUUUUGUUUGGGGUAUGGAACAUUGGCGCAGAACUGAAGAAUUGUCAUUAUAAUUUAAGCUGGAUGAAGUCGGAUAUCAGGGCCUAGUGGAGUUUCUG